Rotaria sp. Silwood2 is the source of this 627-nucleotide messenger RNA. The record is from the annotation of a GenBank genome assembly. Lineage: Eukaryota; Metazoa; Rotifera; Eurotatoria; Philodinida; Philodinidae.
AUGAAAUUAACAGCUCAACAUGUUUUGACAAUCUUUCAAGCAUUGGAAGAUUCUAUUGGUCAUACAGUCAGAAGUCAAGAUGAUUUAACUUAUAAUUUAGCCAAUAUUCUCAAAGCCAAUCGACAAUUACGUGAAGAUGAACAACCUGGAGCUGCAUCAGAACCGUCACUAGGCAAUCCUUUACGACGAACAUUUGAAAAUUCGGCCAAUGGUUUAUUGAACAACGCUCGUGAUAACACAGGUUUAUCAGCACAAAAAUCUCUUACAGAUUUGGAUCAAUGUAAAGCUAUGGUUGUUAAUGGUGCAAAAGGUUCAUCAAUCAAUAUUUUUCAAGUCAUUGCUUGUGUUGGAGAAGAAAACGUCGAAGGAAAACGAAUUCCUUCCAGUUUUAAACAUCGAACAUUACUUAUUUUGAUAAAAGAUGAUUAUGGACCUGAAGCAAAAAGUCAAUCAAAUUUAUCUCCAUCUGAAGUGAUUCGUGGAAUUCGAAAUUUAACGGAACGUUUAGUCAUUGUCAAAGGUUCUGAUAGUUUAUCAUUAGAAGCUCAAUCAAAUGCAACAAUGUUAAUGGAAAUUCUUCUUCGUUCAACACUUUCAUCAAGACAAGUUUUAGAAAUGCAUCAUUGA